Chiloscyllium plagiosum (whitespotted bambooshark) is the source of this 4359-nucleotide messenger RNA. RefSeq names its product protein-lysine 6-oxidase-like. Lineage: Eukaryota; Metazoa; Chordata; Chondrichthyes; Orectolobiformes; Hemiscylliidae. The record is from RefSeq and is a predicted model, not a curated record. Gene Ontology annotation, biological process: peptidyl-lysine oxidation; collagen fibril organization. Gene Ontology annotation, molecular function: protein-lysine 6-oxidase activity; copper ion binding.
AUAAAAAAAAGUCCUUUAAGAGCCAAGGUUUAAUGGCCGAAACAUUCUGAGAUCAGUUUGUGAGGAAUUGCUGAACAACGCCCCAGGAAAGUCAGGAGCUGGGUGAGUGGGCGUCAGGGUGAAUUGAAAGGAGGUUCCUAAUGCUGUUGAUAAAGAUUUUACCAACUAGGUGGCAAAGUCUAAAAAUUAGGGCCACACCAUUCAGGAGAGAUAUGUGGAAGCACUUCUGUAAACAAAGGGUGAUAGUUGUUUGGAACUCUCUUCCACACAUGGCAGAGGAUGCAAGAUUAGAUUUAAAUUUUAAAUGAGGUAUUUUAUUUGAGCAAAAAUAUUCAGAUAUGAGGCAAAAGUCACAGAUCAACCAUCAUCUCAUUGAGAUGCAUAGAUAGGGUUGACAGUCAGAAUCUUUUCCCUAGAAUUGAACUGUGUAAUACUCGGGAGCAUGCAUUUAACGUAAGGGGGGAAAGUUCAAAGGAGAUGCGACGGGCAAGCUUUUUUACACCGAGAAUGCUAGGUACUUGGAACUGCCAAGGGAUAGUGAUGGAGGCAGACGCCAUAGGGCCGUUUAAAGGAAUUUUAGUUUGCGGGACGUGUGGUCAGGAGGAGCCCAACGGCAUGUGGAGACAGAAGAUCCGCUGGGCGAAUAACGGGCAGGUGUACAGUUUGUUAAACAGCGGCGCAGCUUACCGGCCCCCGGGCCAGGGGAGAGGAGCGGAGUCCCCACCCCAGAACAUCUAUCUGAGCACCGCCAGGGAGAGCAGCCCGAGCCGGGAGCAGCCUCGGCUAUCCCGGGGGCCUGGCAGGACACUCAGCACCCGCCAACUAGGUCCCGGAGCCCGGCUUCACACCGAGGGACGACUGCCCAGGGACAGGGAGCCUCUGACCCCCGGCCUGGAGCAGCGGGGGGCGGCCGGCCAUUCAGCUGAAUUGCAAGGGGACGAUCCGCGGAGUCACUUCAAGAACCGCAAUAGUGUGUUUUACAACGUCUACAGUUCAUCCCCCCGGCCAUCCCGACCCGUCAUUCGCCGUAGACUUGGGCUCGGGACCAGCUAUUUCCAAAACGGGCUUCCUGACUUAGUUCCUGAUCCAUAUUACAUUCAAGCGUCCAUGUAUAUCCAAAGGAUGCACAUGUAUGCAUUGAGAUGUGCGGCUGAGGAGAAUUGCCUCUCAAGGUCUGCCUAUAGUCCCAGAACAAGUGACCUCAGUAUUAGGGUGCUUCUACGGUUUCCUCAAAGAGUCAAAAAUCAAGGGACUGCUGACUUCCUCCCAAAUCGGCCGCGCCAUACCUGGGAAUGGCACAGUUGUCAUCAGCACUACCACAGUAUGGAUCAGUUUAGCCAUUACGAUCUGUUACAGGCCACCACGCAGAGGAAAGUAGCUGAAGGACACAAAGCUAGCUUUUGUUUAGAAGACACCGUGUGUGACCCUGGCAUCCGAAGAAGAUAUGCAUGCACCGCACAUACUCAGGGAUUAGGUCCUGGUUGUUAUGAUACAUACAAUGCAGAUAUUGACUGCCAGUGGAUUGAUAUAACAGACGUCGCUCCCGGAAACUACAUACUGAAGGUUUCAGUGAAUCCAGGAUUCCUGGUUCCAGAAUCAGUAAUGACAAACAAUGUGGUCAGGUGUGAUAUUCUGUAUACUGGGAGCUACGUGUCAGCUAGAAACUGCAGAAUUACAAGAUACUAAGGAUGACUCUUAGAUGUCAAAUGGUGAAUUGCUGGACUCCAGAGUUGGUUAGAAGUGUGUGUAUUCUUAGAAUUUUUGCUUGUUCAGUUUUGUGAUUGCAUUUAACAGUUUUGUGAAGAAAGUCUGUGACUUUAGUUUUGCUUCAGGCCUACAAUAUUGUGUUACCAAUUUAGAAUAAUUGUUGCAAUACAACAGGGAACUUUGUGAUAAUUCCAGUACAAUUUUGCAACCUCCAUAAUAUUCCAAUUUCUAUUUUUCCUUUCCUUCCCAAUAUAGUUCUCCUGAAACAAGAAGUUGUUACAGUCAGACAAGGCCUGACAUAAGUACAUCUUGUUGAGAUACGGGAAGUAUAACUUUGCUGGGAUUAUCAUUUACAUAUAUAUUUCUACCAUUUUGUAACAUAGCUCCUUGGAAGUCUAAAAUCUUAUACAUUGUAGGAUGAUGAGGGAAGGGAGUUCAAGAUUACUUUUAAGGAAAUAGAUUAAUAUACUUAAGACCUGAUAAAAUUCUCAGGGCACUGCAACAUAGUUACAGCACAGAAGGAGGUCAUUCAGCCAGUAUCUGUAUUAGUUCUCUGCAAGAGCAACUCAUCUUGUCCCAUUCUUCUGUCUUUUUUCCUUGUAACCCUGUAAUCUUCAAAUAAUUAUACAAUUUUCUUUUGAAGGUGGUGAUUGAAUCUGCUUCUACACUCUGGCAUUUCAUUCCAGUUUGUAAUGACUCACUGCGUGAUAAAGCUACUUCUCUUAUUAAUGAGACUUUUUUCCACGUCACUGAUCUCAUUUGGGCUUCAAUUCUUUGCCCAAAGGGGACAGUUUCUCUCUUUCUUUUCUGUCUAGACUCCAUAUAAUUUUAAACACUUUCAAUAAAUCUCCUCUUAACUGUUUCUUCAAGAAGAAUGGCCCUAACUUCUCCAAUCUAUCCACACAGUGAGAUCUUCUUGACCAGUUACAGUACAACUUUGACUUCAGUUGGAACUUGGCGAGAAGAAUAAUCAGGUGUUGCAUUGUCCUGAAAUGGUUCUCAGAUAAUUUAUUUCUUUCUUGAUUUAUCAAUUUAGAACUAUUCUCUUGAACUUUUUCUCCCUUUCUCCUGCAACCUUGAAGCUUUUAAAACUCAAGGUUAGUAUCAAUGAAACCUUUUCCUGAUUUAUUCCUCUUUUGCUCACAGGCUUGUAAUAUGAACUUUUAACUUUUAUCUGGGCUUUUCAAUUCAAAUAAAAUUAUAUUUUAGCUAAUUUUAUAUUGGACAAUCUGUAUCCACCAAGUUCUAUUAGAAUAGUGUUUUUAUAGAAACAAGAUCUGAAUUUUUUGAGCCUUUAAUCCAAACUCAUUGAGAUUUAAAGUACUUAUGCACUUUAUACUUGUGCCAUUGAUCCCAUAACUAGGAGGUUAAACCUGAAACAGGAAAUAUAGUUUUCUUAUGAUGGUAUCUUGUGAAAUCUCAACAAACUUUGAGCAAUGGAUAUGGAAUAGGCUAACAGUAGACACAAUUAAUUUUUCACAGUUUUUCAGAAACAGCAGGAUUAGUAUUUUGGAAUGAGUUUAAUGGUUCAGAGAAUAAUUAUAGGCUGAGAUGGUAGGCAUGUAACGAAGCUUUUUUUGCUAAAAUAAAUCAUUAUACCGAUGAGGCUUUUGGGAGAACUCUGAAAAGAUCUGGCACAAGGUUGUAUUGAUUGUGAUAUAAAGGACAUUAGUGUGUGUCAGGCAAUAGGGAUCGUUCCUCUGAUAGGAAAUUGUAAAAUGCCAUUGAUAAUUUAUGUAGAAAUUACUAUUGGCAUGACAUUAAGGCAAAUAGAUUACUUCGAAACAGCCAGGGAAGGGUGAGAGAUACUGCAUUUUAACAUUAUUAAAUGGGACAAGCUAUCAAAACAAAUGUCCCCUUUUUUAAACAAUAGUUUGCUUAUAUUCUGCUGAAAUUUAGGCCCCCAGACAUGGAUUUAUUUUUGUAAGGACUCUUCUCCUGAAUUUUAUACUUUUAUUUUGCACUGAGACUUCAAAUGUCUGAAGGCCACAAGUUAUGUUUACACUAAGGGCAGAGGUCUACAUCGAACUCCCACUGUUCAAGAAGACAAAUAAGCAUGAGGCAGAUAGAAAGAAACAGUAAAAAGAGUUUGAAAAGUUCUUAAUUUCACAUUUUGAAAGCCCAGUUAAUUAAUUGGAUGAAUAUUGUGUGUGAAUGUCAAAAUAUAAAUUCCAGAAAAAUACAUCAACUGGAAAAUGUAUGUUUGACUAAAUUUCAUGAAACAGUUCUUAAUGUUUAAGACCUUUUCUUGAUGCCUUGAGUUUUGGUUCAAAAAGUUUAUUGAAGCCCUGUAUGGUGAUAUAUGCUAUUUCCAAAUUAUUCAAUAAUUCCUCUAAAAGUUGCUAUGUACUUUUAAUGGAGCACUUUUAAGGCCAACUAUUCACUGAACUUUCAAUAUUUUAGGAUGAUUUGAAACAUAUUCAUAGUUCAUAAUUCAUAAUUUCUCCAUCCUCCUGUUAUUAUGAAAAAGUCAUAGCCUCUAGCUUUCUUUAAGCAAUACUGCAGUAUUUGUAAAUAAUCAGUUUGGGUUCCAACUUUUAAUUCCAGCUGUGACACCAAAUGUUGUAUCCCCUUCACACCAAGGUUAUUUGAAAUCUUCGAGGAGAAAGUGAGGUCUGCAGAUGCUGGAGAUCAAAGUUGAAACUUUAUUGC